This is a messenger RNA of Tigriopus californicus, 852 nucleotides long. Its product is annotated as LYR motif containing protein 1-like. NCBI's taxonomy places the organism in Eukaryota, Metazoa, Arthropoda, Copepoda, Harpacticoida, Harpacticidae. The transcript is spliced from 3 exons. Bases 457 to 852 code for a protein of 131 amino acids. The record is from RefSeq and is a predicted model, not a curated record. Gene Ontology annotation, cellular component: mitochondrion.
UGGGAAAACUGAAAGCAAGAAAUAAACAGUGAGCGACGAAAUUCCAGAGCACGCAUGUAUGUAACCUCAACCGUAAUCUGUUUGUGGCUCAACUCAAGCCCUACGUGAUUGAUCGGCGAUGGUGUGGCGUGUGGCCGUACAGCGGGGAUUCGGGAUUGUCUGUCGAGCCUUCAAUCCAGUGGGGUCGCGCUGGGCCUCCCAUUGUGCUGCUUCUUCGUUGGAUCACCCGGAGACGAUCGGCCACCCCCGAAAGUUGUACAAGGUUCUGGUCCGCAAUUUGGAUCGAUUGCCGAAUCCGGAUGCCAAAUUUUACAAAGACUCCGUGCGACGGGGCUUUUCUCAACACGUGGAUGAGACUGAUCCGGAGCGAAUUCGACAAAUCAUUGAUCGAAGUGUCCAGGACGUCAAGUGGGUGCUGAAGAAGUACAAGUUGGAGUAAUCGACCCCUGUGUCCCCAUGGCCUCAAGUGCGAGCCACCGUAUCCCUCCCGCCCUGCGAUCCCAAGUGAUCCAACUGUAUCGACAACUGUUACGCUUGGGUUACCAGUGGCAGGCUCAAAGUCCGUCCAACACGCCCACGGAGCGGCAAUACAUCCUCUCCGAGACCCAACGGCUCUUCCGGGCCAACCAAUCGCUCACCAACCCUCAGCUCAUUUCGGAGCACAUCCGUGAGGCCGAGGCCCGAGCCACGAUGGCCGUUCAUUAUCGCAAUCCCUAUCCGAGGCCGGUCAAUGUGCCACCCCGUAGUUAUAGCAAGCAAGUGGGCAAACGAGCGGGCAAGGCCAUCCAGAAGCAAAGUGAGCUCUCCAAGCCCAUCUACGUCAAGUCCAUCGACGAUACAGUGCCCAAAUAG